This is a messenger RNA of Fundulus heteroclitus (mummichog), 6872 nucleotides long. It is a transcript of the gene magi1b, whose product is annotated as membrane associated guanylate kinase, WW and PDZ domain containing 1b. Gene Ontology annotation, biological process: signal transduction. The coding region runs from base 370 to 4305 and encodes 1311 amino acids. Gene Ontology annotation, cellular component: cytoplasm. Gene Ontology annotation, molecular function: protein binding. Lineage: Eukaryota; Metazoa; Chordata; Actinopteri; Cyprinodontiformes; Fundulidae. The record is from RefSeq and is a predicted model, not a curated record. The transcript has 22 exons.
CUGAGCUCUUAUCAACACACGGGGUGGACGGACGGACCGCAGCUUGACACGGGCCGAGAGGACUUAGGUUGUUUUCAAUUGAAACCUUUAUUGACAUAAGUUUUUUUUCGCUAAGGAUUAUAAGGAGAAGAGUGGGACUGAGAGCGCUACAACAUGACUUGGGCAGAGGAGCGUUGAAGUUCGGGGGAUGUGCACGCUUCCAGGAAUAAGUUGCGCGUGGAGCGGUAUGGCUUGAUUGGAGCACUCAUGUUUCUGUGCAAGAGAAGGAAAGUUUGUUGCGUUUCUCUCGGAUCUGCUUUGUGAAACCCGCCGCCGACCGUCUCCUCCUGAGCGGCUGAGCCCCGGGGGGCCGCUUCUGAACCGUUCACCAUGACCAACCAGGCGCCGAAGAAGAGCCACUGGACCUCCAGGGUGAACGAGUGCUCCGUGGGGAAGGAUGCGCGCGGAGAGCUGAACGUGUCUCUGCGCGGCGGCGCGGAGAACGGGGAGUUCGCCUACAUCGGGCAAAUUAACGAGAGCCUGGUGUUUUACAGAGACGGGACAUUGAACGAGGGGGAGCUGCUGCUGGAGGUGGAGAACCUCUCCAUUUCAGGAUUACCUCUGUACGACGUGCGGACGCUGAUAAAGAACUGCAAAAGUCCCGUCAAGUUGAAAACUGUGAGGCCAGGAACUAAGCUGAACAAGGACCUGAAGCAUUAUCUAAGCCAGCGCUUCCAGAAAUCAUCACCUGACCACGAACUGCAGCAGACCAUCCGAGAAAACCUAUAUCGUCACGCAGUGCCUUGUACUACUCGCUCCCCACGUGAAGGUGAAGUUCCCGGCGUGGAUUACAACUUCCUCUCUGUAGAGGACUUCCUGGAGUUGGAGAACAGUGGAACCCUGCUGGAAGUUGGAACGUAUGACGGCAACUAUUAUGGGACGCCCAAGCCACCGGUGCAGCCCCCCAGCGGGAAAGUGAUCGGCGGUAGCGGUGGUGAUGCCCCUCUGUCAGACGGGCUCAGUGGUAGCCUGCCGGGCUCGCAGAACUCCACUCCCCUACGAGCCAAGUUCUACAAUGACAUGCGAAAUGCUGGAAUAGGGCUUUCUGAGCAGCCACUGGAGGACGACGAGGACCUCCCUGAUAUGAACAGCAGCUUUACAGGAGAAUCUAGCGAUUUAGACGAAAUUCAUCACUCAGCGCGCCCCUACGUCCCUCGCCAUAGCGACCCGUCCUACGCUGGGACAACCCCCUCACCAUCGGCCACCACGGAGAGCACACAGCAGACAAACCUUCACCUGAGCCAUCCUCCCCCGGAGGACCCGCUGGGACCUCUGCCUGACAACUGGGAGAUGGCCUACACCGAGAACGGAGAGGUCUACUUUAUAGACCACAACACAAAGACCACCUCUUGGCUAGACCCUCGGUGCCUGGACAAACCUCAGAAACCCCUGGAAGAAUGUGAAGAUGAUGAAGGGGUCCAUACAGAAGAGCUGGAUGAUCUAGAACUUCCUCCAGGAUGGGAGAAAAUCGAUGAUCCAGUCUAUGGGGUCUACUACGUUGAUCAUAUCAACAGGAAGACCCAGUAUGAAAACCCAGUGCUGGAGGCUAAGAGGCGCAGGCAGCUGGAACAGCCGCCCGCCCAGCAGCCUCAGCCCCAAAGCCAGCAGCCACCUGAAGAGUGGAUCGAGGACUCGGCGUUGGCAGGCGCCCCACUGGCUACCUACACUGCCAACCACGAGACCUACAGGGACCCUCAAACUGGUCCCCCCGUUCCCAACGCCAUGGGGCAAAAACGUGGGAAGCCUUUCUUUACAAGGAACCGUUCAGAACUGAAUGGGACCUUCAUCAAUACCAAACUGAAGAAGAGCCGCCGAGGCUUUGGCUUCACCGUUGUAGGAGGGGACGAGCCAGAUGAGUUCUUGCAGAUAAAGAGCUUGGUUCUGGACGGACCUGCAGCCCUUGAUGGCAAGAUGGAGACAGGUGACGUAAUCGUGAGUGUAAACGACACCUGUGUGCUGGGCUACACGCACGCCCAAGUGGUAAAGAUCUUUCAGUCCAUCCCAAUCGGCUCCAUGGUCAACCUGGAGCUCUGCCGUGGCUACCCACUGCCUUUCGACCCCGACGACCCAAACACCAGCCUGGUAACCUCGGUGGCCAUCAUCGACAACAAAGAUCCCAUCAUUGUCAACGGCCAGGAGGUCACCAACAGCUACGACUCGCCGUCCAGCCACGGCAGCCACAGCACCAACAACGGGCCGACCAACGGCGGGCCGCCUCUCAACGGCUUCCCCCGACCCCACAGCCCCUCCACCGAGGCGGCCUCCGACACCUCCUCCCAGCUCGGCUACUCCAGCGACGUGGUCAACCUGGCUUCGGCCAUCGCGACGCAACCGGAACUCAUCACUGUACACAUGGAGAAAGGGGACAAGGGCUUCGGCUUCACCAUCGCGGACAGCCUCGGCGGCGGAGGGCAGCGGGUGAAGCAGAUCGUGGACUACCCUCGCUGCCGCGGCCUCCGAGAGGGGGACAUCAUCGUGGAGGUGAACAAGAGGAAUGUGCAGAGCAUGUCUCACAACCAGGUUGUGGACAUGCUCAGCAAGUUGCCAAAAGGCAGCGAGGUCACCAUGCUGGUGCAGAGAGGAGUGGCACCUGCAAAGAAGAGCCCCAAACUGCAAUUGUCGAGGAAGGACAGUCAGAACAGUUCCCAGCAUAGUGUUUCCAGCCACCGGAGCACCCACACGGACUCGCCCGUGCACUCGUCUCUGGCACCCCCUCUCAGCGAGAGCAGCACUCCCCCGGCCCCCUCGCAGCCCUUGCCUGGCCUGCCUUCCCAGGACUCUCAAGGAGACGGGACCACCCACAGAAAGCCCGACCCCUUUAAGAUCUGGGCCCAGUCCAGGAGCAUGUAUGAAAGUAGGCUUCCAGACUUCCAGGAGCAGGACAUUUUCCUGUGGAGGAAGGACACCGGCUUCGGCUUUAGGAUCCUUGGAGGCAACGAGCCAGGAGAACCUAUCUACAUCGGCCACAUAGUGAAGUACGGCGCCGCGGACGAGGACGGGCGGCUCCGAUCCGGAGACGAACUGAUUUGCGUAGACGGCACAGCGGUGGUGGGCAAGUCGCAUCAAUUGGUGGUUCAAUUGAUGCAGCAGGCUGCCAAGCAGGGCCAUGUUAACCUCACUGUGCGACGCAAAACCAGCCACGCAGUCAAAUCAGAGGGAGAUGUCCCUCCGUCACCAGCGUCCUCCCACCACAGCAGCACCCAGGCGCCCAGCCUGACAGAAGACAUGGGGAAGCGCACCCCGCAGGGCAGCCAGAAUUCCCUCAACACGGUCAGCUCCGGCAGCGGCUCCACCUCUGGCAUCGGCAGCGGUGGAGGUGGAGGAGGAGGAGGAGGGGCCGUGGUCGGAGGGAACGCCGUGGUCGCCGCCGCAGCCGCGACCACGUCUUCUCAGCCCCUCAACGGCAUCACGAACACUCCCACCGGCGUCCCCGUCUCCUCCGCCGUGCAACCCUACGACGUGGAGAUUCAACGGGGCGAGAACGAAGGCUUUGGCUUCGUCAUCGUCUCGUCCGUGUCGCGACCUGAAGCAGGCACCACCUUCGCUGGAAAUGCAUGUGUGGCCAUGCCUCACAAAAUAGGCCGCAUCAUCGAGGGGAGCCCGGCGGACCGCUGCGGGAAGCUGAAGGUCGGCGACCGCAUCCUGGCCGUGAACGGGAACUCCAUCACCAACAAGUCCCACUCCGACAUUGUCAACCUCAUCAAGGAGGCCGGGAACACCGUGACGCUACGGAUCAUUCCUGGAGAUGAGUCAUCCAAUGCAUCUUUGUUGACCAAUGCAGAGAAGAUCGCCACCAUAACCACCACUCACACGCCUCAGCAACAGGCCGCACCUGAGGCCAGGACCAACACCAAACCAAAACAGGAGUCGUAUGAGUUCAAAGCCCCUCAGAACCCUCCUCCCCAGCCCUCCAUCCAACCAGACUCUGUUCAGGACUCGGAGUUCUACUCGGUGGACCUGGAGCGAGACAACAAAGGCUUCGGCUUCAGCCUGCGGGGAGGGAGAGAGUACAACAUGGACCUGUACGUGCUGAGGCUCGCUGAAGAAGGAGCUGCAGUUCGCAACGGCAAAAUGAGGGUCGGAGAUGAGAUCUUGGAGAUCAACGGCGAGAGCACCAAAGGCAUGAAGCACGCACGGGCCAUCGAGCUCAUCAAGAACGGAGGCCGACGCGUCCAUCUGGUGCUCAAGAGGGGCGACGGUUCCGUGCCUGAAUAUGGUGGGUCAAUCUACGAAAACAUUCCCUUCUCCCCCAUCUUCACCCCCUGAGCUGGACGGUGGCGGGGCCUGAAGGGGCAAAGAACUGAAUCACACACCCGGGACCCUUCGCCCCUUCCUGGCGUAGCCACACCAGGGACGGGAAGGAGGGGGUAUGCUUGGCUUUAAAGUGUUUCUGUGGUGAAGGUCACUCCUGUGCUUUUGGAUUCUGGGGGGGGGGGGCUGAGAGAUUGCCCCCGCGGGUGCUGUCGGCCCUCCUACUGUCGCCUGCUCUCAGUUUCCCUGUCGUCCCGCUCUCACUUUUCACCUCCUGGCCGCUCAGCCAUAGCACUCUGUGGGGACUUUACAGAAAGGUGUCGGGCCUAAUUCCAGUGCUACGUUUAAGAGAAAAAACUGUUUACAGGUUUGAAUGACCAGAGUAGGAGAAAAAAGUUUUCUUUUCUUUUUUUUUUAGGAAGAAGUGACAUAUAUUGCUUUAGCUCAUUAUUCCACACCAGUUCAGCAUUAAUAAGGAAAAACUUGAUUCUUGGCUUCCCAUAAAAGAUGGGACGUCUCCCAGCUUUGGCUUCAUUGUGACACAAACAUAUUUAUGAUAUUUAUUGGAGGUGAAUGUAAGCUACUGAACUCCUAAAGGAUGGAAGUGAGAACUGUAUUAAAACCAAGCCUAAUGCAGGCACAACCAAUAAAUUGAAUCAGCAUUGAAAAGUUUACUUAUUUCAGUGAUUUGGUUCAGAAGUGAAACUCAUGCAGAUUCAUCGCACACAAAGUGAUAUAUUUCAAGUCUUUAUAUCUGAGUAGGUGUUGAGCUUGCAGCCUUCAGUCUGUCUGCAGUGUGGGGUCUGCUCUCCCUCACCGUCUGCCUGACCCAAACACCACAGGUACUCUGUACAGACUAUUGAUCAGUGAGGCCAUGGUCAUUAAAGCAGGGAUUGGUGCUUUUGUCAAUGUGGGAAGGUGCCAAGUCCGUCUGGAAAGUGAAAUCAGCAUCUCCGUAAAGCUCGAAAAGGGAAGCAGGAAGUGGUCCAAAAUGUCCUUAAAACCCGGGACCAAAAUGAAUAGAUGAAAUGGCUCCCUGAAGCAUCACAAACUCUUAAAAACGUCACAUUGGACAUCAAGCAACUUGGAUUAUGUGUCAGUCCACUUCUCCGUUUUCUCUUUGAGUUCUACAUGAACUGCAAAAUUAGCUUUUUUUCUAAAAGGACUUGGACCACUCUAUAACAGUCCUGUUUCUCAUGCGCACCGCUAAGACACUUCUAAAGUUCUCUCAGUCCAGCUUUAUGUCAUAUACGUCGCUAUUCCCAAAUAGAAAUGAAACUCUCGCUGUCUAACACUAGAUAGUCGCAGCCCAUGUCUGGGAUACAUCUGUGUGUGCUGGCUCUUGAAGCUCCAACUCCAGCUAUUGGGCUUUGCUUCACAGUCUUCCCAAGGCUGCAGUGUUUCCUUCCACUCAACUUUCUGUUGAAUGUGCUCGGAUACACCAGUCUGUGAACAGCUGUUUUAGCAGUGAGGCUAUGCUGUGGCUAUUUCUCCUUCAGGAAAGUGUUGACUGAUUAUGCAGACAACAGCACUCCCACAGCAUACCAUUCCUAUAGAAUAUUGGUCUUAUGUAAUAAUCAGACUUUCUGUUAACUGUACUCCAUAAAUACCAAAGUUUACAGAAAUAAAUACUUGGAAUAUAUCACUCAGGUUUAUUUUUAAAUGUAGUUACUGAACUAACUUUACGCUUUGAUAAUAUUCAAAUUUAUUGAGCUGCCGUUGUAUUCCUUGUUUUCAUGCCAAAAGUCUGCUAAACUGUGCUCGACAUUCCUCACCCAUCCUUGGACUUAUUAUUUUUUUCUGUUUAUAUGUCCUUAAAAUGCUGUGAAGAUCAAACCACCAAACUCCACACGUCCCCAAGCAAACAGCAAAUGAGUCAUUGCCCUUAUAUAAAGCUUUUGUACAGUGAUGAAAUGAAUAGAGACAUUUUUACAAGUAUUUUUGUUCAUUGUACAGAGCCAUGAAUCAAAGCCACAUAUAAAUGGAGAAAAAAAAAAGUUUAUUGCUGCAUGAACUUGUCAAGAGUGUAAAUCUGAAGUCUUUGCCCCCCUUAUAUUGUCGAUUUUCCAUAAUAUUUAUGGAACGUUUUUUUUUUUGUUGUUGUUAUUGUAUAGACAAGUUUUGAUUGACAGUCAAGAGUCAUGAACAUUUCUCAUUGUCUUGCUUUUUUUCUUUUUCUUUUCAAGUGGAGAAGCAUUUGCUUGUGUGAGUUUAUUUGCGAUUAUCUGAUCUGCACCGAUGUGGCGUCAUGUGAACUUUGUAUAUUUUUGACCAUCGUUUGUAUUUUUUUAUUACGUCGACACGACCUUUUUGACAACUUUGCCGGUGUUUCUUCUUUUGAUUUCUGGAAUUUAAUUUUUUUUUUCUUCUGCUGCUUCUUUGUCAAUAUGUCCAAGUGUGUGUGUGUCUGACUGUGUGUGUUUGUGAUCGAGUGUGUGUUUGGGAGGUGGGGGGGUUGGGGGGGGUCACUGUUCUGUGUAACUGGUGGCUUUCACUGAAGGGUUUGGGCAACUUCCUGGACUGUCUCUUUGCUCUGAAUGAUCAAAUAAACACUCUUUUUCCAAUAAGAAUCAACACAAUCA